AUGGCUGGUGCUUCCAUUAGCAACAUAAUUUUUUAUCGGACAUGUGUUCAUUCUUUAAAUCACACAAAGGAGGAAUGCAAAGACUUUUUGUCUCCAAUUAGAUCUAAUGCCACAAGAAUGUUAGAGGAAGAUGUGCAAAAAUAUGCAACAUUUGUGCUAACUGUAAAAAGUGUAAUGGAAUCCGUCACUCCUGCCAUACUCUCAAUGUUUCUUGGUGUAUGGUCUGAUACAUAUGGAAGAAAACCAUUGAUUGUGUGGCCAAUAUUUGCUUCACUGAAUGUCAUUUCAUAUUCAUUCUCAAAUGUAUACAUUAAGGAGUCAUUAUCGGGAGCUUUAGAGGGUGGCCUAUGCAAAAUAUUAGACUGGCUGCACGUGAAAGAAAUGGUUCAGGAAUGCUUCAAAGAACGUCCCAACCACGGCAGGGCUCAGAUACUCUUGCUCACGGCCGCGAGAAGCAUCGGGGUCUUCGUUAUGUAUGGAACUGGUGGCAUAGAGUACCCUUACACCAGACGUACACUGCAUUGGGCAUUGCAAGAUUACAACACGUAUUCCGCUGUUAGCACAGCGAUUAUGUUCGUCGGAAGCCUCUUAGGUGUUGUAUUUAUACAGAGGGUGUUGUCCAUAAGCGACCUAGUGCUGGCGGCCGUGGCAUUUUUGUCGGCAGUUGUCGAGUAUACGAUAAAGGCAAUCGUCGUGAACUCUUGGCAGAUGUACUUGAGCGUCUCAGUGUCAUUGUUCAAAGGCCUCUCCGGACCUCUGGUAAGGUCGUUCCUCGCGAAGGCGCUGCCGGUCGAGGAUAUAGCGAAGGUCUUCGCCAUGAUGUGCGCCAUCGAGGGGCUGAGCCCGUUGAUAGCGCCGAUAUUGUUCAACUCCGUGUAUGUUGUGACGUUGGAGAACUUCCCUGGCACGGUCUACUUCAUAAGCGGCGGGCUUAGCGUGGUCUGCGUCGUACUUCUUGGGUUCGUGCAAUACUAUUCGUGGAAUGCGCCAACGUCACUUUACCGACCUUUAGAGGAGGACGAAGAAAUU
Iphiclides podalirius (scarce swallowtail) is the source of this 1029-nucleotide messenger RNA. The record is from the annotation of a GenBank genome assembly. Lineage: Eukaryota; Metazoa; Arthropoda; Insecta; Lepidoptera; Papilionidae.